Molecule: messenger RNA, 279 nt
Organism: Penicillium oxalicum
Lineage: Eukaryota; Fungi; Ascomycota; Eurotiomycetes; Eurotiales; Aspergillaceae
Exons: 1
Coding region: 1-279 (92 amino acids)
Source: RefSeq, a predicted model, not a curated record
AUGCAUAAUGCCUCCUCUCUCUCUCCCUCCUCUUCUUUCAAGGUGUACCACUUGUCUACUCCAGCACAAUUUUACAAUCGACUGCAAGGUCUCAUGCAACUCAUCUCACCCAGCACUUGGGCCCACUUGUCAAAUCUCUUCGACCAGGCCAUGAACCACUCCGUCGGGAUCAUCCUGGAGGGGGGGGGCAAAGUGGUGGAAAGUGUAAAAUCCUCCAAAGGCGCGGGGGCGUGUGGCUGGGAAGGGAGGAAAGAGAAAAGGAAGGGGGUAAGGUGGUGA